CUAUUGGCGGUUGUGGGAUUUGAAAAGUUCUCUGGCGAGAGGCUGAGUCGGGAAGAUUCAAAAUUUGAGCAACAACUGGAAUCGAAAGUAGGCUACAAUGAACAGACAGGGGAAGUUCAGGACACCCCGCAGGCCAAAAAAGCCUCUGAACAACCAGAAAGACCCGGUUGGAGUCUACUGUCGCGUGCGGCCUCUAGGAGGAGGAGAUGAAGAAUGCUGCAUUGAGGUCAUCAGCAGCACCACCAUCCAACUUCAUGCUCCAGAAGGCUUUAAAGUAAACCGCAAUGGAGAAUACAAAGAGACGCAGUACUCUUUCAAAAAAGUCUUUGGAGUCUCUGUAUCUCAGGUUGAGCUCUUUGAGCAUGUGGCCAGACCUCUCGUUGAUGAUCUUAUUCAUGGAAAAAACGGUUUACUCUUUACAUAUGGAGUGACUGGAAGUGGGAAGACCUUCACCAUGACCGGGUCUCCAGGUCAGGGAGGAUUGCUGCCUCGGUCUCUUGACAUGAUUUUCAACAGUAUCGGGCCCUACCAAGCAAAACGUUAUGUUUUUAAGACUGAUGAUAAAAACGGUAUGGAAAUUCAGUGCGAGGUUGAUGCAUUGUUGGAGCGCCAAAGGCGGGAAAACAACUUGUCUGUUCCCAAAACACCCUCCUCCAGACAAAGGAUUGAGCCUGAAAUUGUAGACAUGAUCGCCCCCGAGGAGGCUUGUAAAGCAGAUGGCGUGGACGAAGACAGCAGUUACAGCGUCUUUGUGUCUUACAUAGAAAUCUACAACAACUACAUCUACGACCUGCUGGAAGAAACUCAGGAAGAAGCAGUCAAACCAAAGUGGAAUGGUGGAGGUACCCCUGUGCGCCAGAACACUGAGUUUAUACCCCCCCAAUCUAAAAUCCUAAGAGAAGAUCAGAACCACAACAUGUAUGUGGCGGGCUGCAUGGAGGUUGAAGUGAAGUCUGCAGAGGAGGCUUUUCAAGUAUUCUGGAGAGGUCAAAAGAAGAGGAAAGUUGCAAACACUCGGUUGAAUCGGGAGUCGAGUCGCUCACACAGUGUGUUCAUCAUCAAACUGGCCCAGGCUCCUCUUGAUGAAGAUGGUGACAAUGUUCUUCAGGACAAGAACCAGGUAAAUGUCAGUCAGCUAUGCCUGGUUGACUUGGCUGGAAGUGAACGCACCGGCAGGACAGGAGCUGAAGGCACUCGGAUUCGGGAAGCAGGUAACAUUAACCAGUCUUUGCUCAAUCUGAGGACGUGCAUCGAGAUACUUAGAGAGAACCAGAUGUGCGGCACAAACAAGAUGGUGCCUUAUAGAGACUCCAAAGUGACCCACCUGUUUAAGAACUACUUUGAUGGAGAAGGAAAAGUCAGAAUGGUUGUUUGUGUCAAUCCCAAGGGUGAAGACUAUGAGGAAACUCUGCUGGUGAUGCGGUUUGCAGAGAUGACUCAAGAAGUGGAAGUGGCCCGUCCUGUAGACAGGCCCAUAUGUGGCCUCACUCCUGGGCGUCGGCACAAAAACCAGGCAUUUAAAGAGGAGUUGUGCAAGCUGGAUGAGCGCGGGGCUCCGGUAGAGACUGACUUGACCGCCUUCCUCAACAACCUGGUGCUCAGCCUCCCACCUCUGCCUUCCUGUGAGCUGACCGAUCCGAGCGAUGAUGUCACUCUGCCUCGGCUAAUCGAAGCUCUGCACAAUAGACAGAGGAUCAGACAGACCAUAAUAGAAGAAUACAACAGAGCAGCCAACACAAUGAAGUCUUUGCUGCAGGAGCUGGACUCCAACCUCAUUUCCAAAGAAAACUUUAUUCAUGAACAAAAUGGAAAGCUGAUAGAAAAGGACAAACUCAUCCAGAACAACAUGGCAGAGAUUGAACGCUUGGAAAAGAAGACCAAAAUGCAAGAACACAAGAUGGAUAUCCUGCAGAAAACAACAAAGAUCUAUGAAGAAGAUAAGCGGACUCUGCAGCAGGAGCUGGACACGCGGGAGCACCGGCUGCAGAGGGAGCUCUCCGAUAAGAGGCGUUUGGAGCAGCGCAUGCACGGCGUGGUUUCAGACACUCAGCAUAAGUGGGAGAAAGAAUGUGAGAGGCGAGUAAAUGCGAUGCAGCUUGAGAUGCAAAACAAACUCUGGGUGAAAGAUGAAAAGCUGAAGCAGCUCAAAGCAAUCGUGGUGGAGAGCAAGGCUUCCACUCGUCCUGAUCCUCCACCGCGCCAGAGCCGGCUUCAAAGGCCCUCCAGAGACGAAUGUCCCCCACCAAAGAGAUCAGCCUCACCUUCUCCUCUACCUAGCCCAGUUCGUUCUCGUCCCGUCACUCCCGUUACAAAGUUUCAGCCAGUCAGUUCUCCUAAGGUUGAGGAGGUUGAGAUGAACCCCAGGUUUGAUGUUCCCAGUCCCAGCAGCAGUAGCCUUUUAUCGGUAGCUGAGUCCAUCACUUCAUGGGAGCAACGGGCAGCUCUGGAGAACAGGCAGGGUACCCCGAGUGCUAGCACGCCUAAAAGAGACCAGUCUCCAGCAGGUCCUUCAAGCAGCCAGGAGAAGAAGACAGUGUGCUACAGGAGAAGAAAGGGAGCCUGUUUUGCAUCCCCUACAUAUGCCCUAGACCUAAUAGAGAGAAGCUACAGGACUACGACACCAGUUCGGCCGCUGCACCGGCGGUCCCGUUCUGCCGGCGCUGAAAAGUGGGUUGACCACAAGCCGACCUCUAGCCUCGAUUUGGGGACAGUCUUGCAGCCUGUCAUCCCCAAUUCCAUCCAGGUGUCUGCACCCAAUGAAAAGGCCCUGUCAAAGUGUGACAGAUAUGUGCUGACGCACCAGGAGGUCGCUUCGGAUGGCGAGGUCCAGACCAAACUCAUUAAGGGGGAAGUGAUUAAGACUAGAGGGGGAGGUCAAGCAGUUCAAUUCACUGACAUUGAGACACUGAAACAGGAGCUCACCACAGUCCCAAGUCGCAAGAGGAAAUCGUCAGAAGGUGUUUCCCCCAGUGGGGAUCAACAAGAAGGAGAUUGGACCGACGUGGAGACGAGGUGCUCUGUGGCUGUGGAGAUGAGGGCCGGCUCCAACAUGGGCCCUGGUUAUGAGCAUCACGGGAUCACCAAGCGCAGAAAACCCUGACUGCUUCUGAAGGCUGCAGCACUCCUGUCUUCAAUACUCUCAAUCCGUGCAAUAAUUUAAACUUUUGUUAUUAUAUUAGUUAAAGUCACUAUAUUUAAAUAUUUUCCACACUUUUAUAUAUGCAAAAUAUGUAUGUAUGUAGGUCACCAAAUCUUGAUUGUGAAUAUUUUUUUCUUCCUCAAGUUGUUACUGGGUUGAGUCACAUGUGAUUCCUGUGGCCUUUCAGCUUUGAAAAAUGUUGGCACCUGAUUUUAAAGCAGCCACAGUUGCUGCCUUCCAGUGCUGUUUUUUCUGUCAAAUAUAAACAUAUUUACCCUGGAAUCAAAUUCA
Oryzias latipes (Japanese medaka) is the source of this 3430-nucleotide messenger RNA. It is a transcript of the gene kif23, whose product is annotated as kinesin family member 23. NCBI's taxonomy places the organism in Eukaryota, Metazoa, Chordata, Actinopteri, Beloniformes, Adrianichthyidae. Gene Ontology annotation, cellular component: kinesin complex; microtubule; nucleus. Gene Ontology annotation, molecular function: ATP hydrolysis activity; microtubule motor activity; ATP binding. The record is from RefSeq and is a predicted model, not a curated record. Gene Ontology annotation, biological process: mitotic spindle midzone assembly; microtubule-based movement.